Messenger RNA from Oppiella nova, 951 nucleotides. The record is from the annotation of a GenBank genome assembly. Lineage: Eukaryota; Metazoa; Arthropoda; Arachnida; Sarcoptiformes; Oppiidae.
CAAAAGUCUAAUGAAAGUUUGAUUGAAUUACAAAACUUAUUGUCUUCAAUGGGUUCUUAUGAAAUGAGUUCUUAUUGCAUACGUUUUGAAGCGAGUCUUCUCAUGAGGGCUGAGAGGCAUCGCUUUCACGACCUCAAGAAGUCCACGAUUUUCAUUCAAAGACUGUUUAGAGCCAAACGAGAGAGAAGGGCUGCCAUCAAAAUACAGGAACUCUUCCGCGCCAAUCAACUCAUGAAAAUCGAGAAACAAAAGUAUCAAACACUGAGAACUUCAGCAAUCGUUUGUCAGCGACUUUUCCGCGCCAACCAUCUCAUGAGAGUUGAGAAACAAAAUUAUCAAACACUGAGGUCUUCGCGGGUUUUCCGCGUCAAUCGUCUCAUGAGGAUUGAGAAACAAAAGUAUCAAACACUGAGGUCUUCAGCAAUUGUUUGUCAACAGAUGUUCCGCGCGAAGAGACUUAUGAGAGUUGAGACACAAAAAUAUCAAACACUGAGAUCUUCGCUGUUCCGCGCGAAGAGACUCAUGAGAAUAGAGACACAAAUAUAUCAUACACUGAGGUCUUCAGCAAUUGUUUGUCAACAGCUGUUCCGCGCCAAUCGUCUCAUGAGGACUGAGAGACAAAAGUAUCAAACACUGAGAUCUUCGAUGUUCCGCGCGAAGAAACUCAUGAGAGUUGAGACACAAAAUUAUCAAACACUGAGGUCUUCGGUAAUUGUUUGUCAAAAGCUGUUCCGCGCGAAGAGUCUCAUGAAGAUUGAGAGACAAAAGUAUCAAACACUAAGGUCUUCAGCAAUUGUUUGUCAACAGCUGUUCCGCGCAAAGAGACUCAUGAAUACUGAGAGACAAAAGUAUCAGACUCUGAGAUCUUCGGUAAUCGUUUGUCAGGAACUCUUCCGCGCCAAUCAACUCAUGAAAAUCGAGAAACAAAAGUAUCAAACACUGAGAACUUCA